This is a messenger RNA of Python bivittatus (Burmese python), 3802 nucleotides long. Lineage: Eukaryota; Metazoa; Chordata; Lepidosauria; Squamata; Pythonidae. The record is from RefSeq and is a predicted model, not a curated record.
CCAUGUGGCUGAAAUCCCCACCUUGGAUGCUUCAAAUGAACUACUCAGUCCCGAUGGCCUACACCAUCAUCUAAUAACAUAAAAAGCCAGGAUUCAAAUAUGGGUGAUUCCACAGCAGAGAUUGUUGGCCAAGUCACAGACAUGUGUUGCAAAGAUGCCCAGACAGAGCUUGCCAAGAGAGUAGCUGCCAUCAGUGUAGCUGUUGGUCCCAAUGCUAUUAAACCUAACAGUCAGGAAGCAAUAGAAGAAAAUGUUCUGUUCUCUAACUGCACAGCAGCGAAAAACCAAAGGAAUGGGGUCAGUGUUGAUUCAGAAACAUCUGAAGAACUGGAUGGCACCAAUAAGCUGCAUGCACCAAAGAAGGUCCCCAAAAGGCCCAUUUUGACUGGCAGGAAGUAUUCUCUUCAAGAAAAGACUACUGGAAAUUGCUUGAGUUCCGCUGAUCUUCCAGACUUUGGUCCAUACGCCACAGGACCCUCCACACACAUUUCACCACGAAUAGUGAGGAGGCCAACAAUAGAGUCCCACCGAGUCUCCAUCUCAGAUGCUGCGGAUUGUGUGCAGCUGAAUCAAUACAAACUGAAAAGUGAAAUAGGAAAGGGUUCUUAUGGAGUUGUGAAGCUGGCCUACAAUGAAAAUGACGAUCAGUAUUAUGCCAUGAAGGUCCUCUCAAAGAAGAAGCUGUUGAAGCAGUAUGGAUUUCCACGCCGACCUCCACCUCGGGGAUCAAAAGCCAACGCGAGUGGACAGAUAAAGCCCAUGGCCCCUCUAGAUCGGAUAUAUCAGGAAAUAGCAAUCUUGAAGAAGUUGGACCAUAUCAACAUUGUCAAGCUGAUUGAGGUACUGGAUGAUCCUGCAGAGGACAAUCUAUACAUGGUGUUUGACCUCCUCCGAAAGGGGCCUGUCAUGGAGGUGCCGUGUGACGCCCCUUUUUCCGAAGAACAAGCUUGGCUCUAUUUCAGAGACAUUGUCUUGGGCAUUGAGUACUUGCAUUAUCAGAAGAUCAUUCACCGAGACAUCAAACCAUCAAAUUUGCUCUUGGGGGAUGAUGGACAUGUCAAAAUCGCUGAUUUUGGAGUGAGCAAUCAGUUUGAAGGCAGUGAUGCCCAGCUCUCCAGCACUGCUGGGACACCAGCCUUCAUGGCCCCUGAAGCUAUUUCAGAUUCUGGAAAGAGCUUCAGCGGAAAGGCCCUGGAUGUCUGGGCCAUGGGCAUUACUCUCUUUUGUUUCGUAUAUGGGAAGUGUCCCUUCAUUGAUGAAUUCAUCCUGGCGCUUCACAACAAGAUCAAGAACAAGCCAGUGGAGUUUCCAGAAGAGACCAGGAUCAGUGAGGAACUGAAGGAUCUGAUUCUGAAGAUGCUGGAAAAAAACCCUGAAUUAAGAAUAACUGUUCCUGAAAUUAAGCGACAUCCGUGGGUCACAAAGUUUGGCAAGGACCCUCUUCCUUUAGAGGAGGACCAUUGCACCAUAGUAGAGGUAACUGAAGAGGAAGUGAAGAACUCAGUUAAGACAGUUCCUAGUUUACCUGCUGUGAUUUUAGUGAAAGCCAUGCUGAGAAAACGGUCCUUUGCCAACCCAUAUGAGGCCCAAACCAGGCGAGAGGAACGAUCUAUGUCAGCUCCAGGGGAUUUACUAAUAAAACAAGCAAGCCGAGAAGGGGUAAAGGACCCAGAGCUGCCUGAUGUGAAUGAAGAUGAGACGGCCUCUUGAAACCCCAAGCAUCUCACUGACCGAUCAUCCAGCUAGAGCUGCUGCUGUAACUGUUGUAACUGGUGGUGUUGUCUUUCGCGCCAUGCUGUUCUCAUCAGCCAGGGUUUGUGAUCUGCGGGAGAGAGAGAGGAAGACUAAUAAGUACAACACUAAAACAGCAAACACCAACCCAAGAAAUGGUACACCGAAUAGCUAAUUCUUCAUACAACCUGCUGCCUGCAUUUUUUCACCAUGUAAGACAUUUUGGUGUUGUAUAGUCGAUAUGUGCCUCUUCCAGCUGUGUUUCAUGUUGUGGUAUGCGUUUGGUCAGUUUUGCCCAGUGUUCCCUGCUAGGAGCUGCUCAGUUAAAACUUCUGUUCCGACUGAUUUUGGUAUGAGCUAUUCAGCAAUCAGAUUGCAAGCCCAGUAUGUUAUUCAACACAUUAGAAACCCUGCACCUCUCUUAUUGCUGGGUCAGUGGUACCAUUACUUUGGCUUGUUUUGAAAUGCAGCAAAAAUACAGUAUCUCUGUGGUAAGGAUUCAACUCAUUUUGCAUCAGCAUGUUUCCUGAGUUGUGCAUGUCUGUAACUGUUGGGUCAUGCCCAGUGAGGUUGCGAUAAACUAGAGAGGCUUCUGGAUUUCUCCUCCUUUAGAUUUUCCCCUAAAUUCUGAAAGAUCUGCUUAAUUCCAAAUUAAGAGAACUAGGUUGACAGUUUUCUCUUGCCUCCUGCCUGCCUGCCUUUUUGCACAUGGAGAAGGGCUAAAGUUCAGUGAGAGGGCAUAUAUUUUACAUGCUUUUAGAUCCAAUUCCUGGCAUCUUACAGAACUGGGAAGGCCUCCUCUGUGAGAUGGGGAAUGCUGCUGCUGGCCAAAACUGACAAUAUUGUGCCUGAUGACUCAUGGUUUGACUUCACAUAAGUUAGCAUCAUAUGUUCCUUCCUAAUAAUAUCUUUAAAAAGCAAUUCUGAUGUUAUAUAAGGAAUGGCUCAGCCAUGUGAGAAUUCUACCCAUAGAGCGUAGCUCUAGAUUCCAUGUUCUUGUAGUACUGGGCAUGUUUGGGCUUUUGAGCUAAUUUGCUUCUGUCUCAGCUGCUGCAAAGGAAGAACUGCAAAACUUCCAUUUUCAAGUAUGAGAGAUCCUGGAGCUCUGGGGGUCCAGGAAAAGGCUGGUCUGUUUUUCAUUUAUUCUUGAUUCCUCUUGCCUCCCACUGUCUUGACUCAAAGCUCUUAGGACAGACUUCACCGGCAGUCUUGUCAGCAAACCUCACCUUAAUCUUUCUUGUCAAAACAUUUGGAAGAAAUUGCAGUGGGAAAAUGGUGCCAUGGGCCCUAUUCCAAUUCUGUGGAAUUGUUUACCAAUAUACAAGAGCCUUGCCCAAACACCUUACAAAAAGAACCUUGAUUCACUCAUACAUGUAAUCAGGAUCAAAAUUAAUGGGAUGUAGAGGGAGCUUUUCUAAUCGCACUGGUAGCCCUGUUCUAGUGGCAGAAUUAAUUGUAGAAAUGCUCAUUAAACCAGCUUCACUCAUUCCUGUGUAUUGAAAUAAGCACAGACGUACAUACAACAUGGCAUUGCAAAAUGUCAAACUUAAUAACUGGAAUGCAGUUCUCAGAAGUUUGCCUACAGCUGUGAAUCCCAAGGCAGAAGACAUCUCCAAGGCCAUUUUCAUGUCAGAGGGCCUGUGCUUUCAGCAGAAAGUUGCCUUUCUGCCUUGAUUUGUAUACACUCAAAGAAUCUGCCACUGAUUUCAGAUUGAUCUGCCCAUAGGUACCCCAAAGUUCUGGGCACAGACAGGGGCAGAACAUGAGAAAGCAGGAAAAGAAUAAUCCAUUGCAUGUCCAAGAUGCAACAAUUCUAGUCCAUCACUUGAUAAAGUGCAAACUUUUGCACUGUGCAUUGUAAAUCUAUAAACACGCUUAUUCAGAAUCAGGCAUAUUAGGACUAUGAAGUAUCCAAGGGAGGGAGUGAUGAGGAACGUCAUUCUCACUGGCACGGGUAUCAGGUUGUCUUAUCUGUUCUACCACAGGGAUGAGUGACCUUGCAUUAUUGUUGAAGCUCUCAUUCUCACCAGAAUAAUCUCGGCUGCAUUGAUACCAAGUUGAUUGGGACUAA